Molecule: messenger RNA, 2338 nt
Organism: Hypoxylon trugodes
Lineage: Eukaryota; Fungi; Ascomycota; Sordariomycetes; Xylariales; Hypoxylaceae
Product: putative GMC oxidoreductase
Exons: 2
Coding region: 186-2006 (606 amino acids)
Molecular function (GO): oxidoreductase activity, acting on CH-OH group of donors; flavin adenine dinucleotide binding
Source: RefSeq, a predicted model, not a curated record
GAAAGUACAAAGAAACCACAAUAUGUGACCGAGAGGCGUGAAACAUCCGACCAACAGAAUGGUCCCCGGGCCAUCGUUUCCCUACUAACAUUAGAAGAAAAAAUGAAUUAAGAAACGCAUCAACUAAACUUUCUCAUGACUCCUCACCUCUAACACCAUUCUCCUCGCACACCAAAUCACAUACAAUGGUGUCAGCAGACUUCGACUUCGUUAUUGUAGGCGGAGGCCUAUCAGGCCUUGUGCUAGGCGCCCGUCUCUCAGAGAAUUCGGAAAUUUCGGUGUUAGUAAUCGAGUCCGGACCGGACUUCAGAGAUGACCCUAGGGUCAAUAUCCCUGCGAUGUGGUCGUCGUUAGUGGAUGAUCCAAAGGCAGCCUGGCAGUUCAAGACACGGCCCCAAGAUGCCUUAGAAGGCCGUGAGAUUGGCAUCACUCAAGGUCACCUUUUGGGGGGCUCUGGUGCACUGAACGGACUCGCAUUCAGCGCCGCUUCCAAGGCAAACAUCAACGCAUGGGAAGCCCUCGGAAACCCCGGGUGGAACUGGGGCAACUUAUCGGCGGCUACGACUAAAUCAUUUCGCCUCGGGGGUACUAAGGAUGCAAACGGCCCAUUGCAAUUGACUUUUCCUGACAAGGAUGAAAGUGAAUGGCCACGGGCCUGGAGAGACACCAUAAAGGCUCUCGGGUUCCCAGCAGAAAACACCCCGUUCUCAGGACAAGUCCUUGGAGCUCUAGCAGUUCCCGAUACCAUCUAUCCCUCCACCAAGCAAAGAAGUUAUUCCGGUAAUGCGUACCUCAAUUUGGCAAUAGACCGACCGAAUUUCACUCUAUGGACGCAGAUCCCAGUGAACAAAGUACUGUUCGACAAGCCGAAGAGCGAUGAUGGGUCAAGUGCUACAGUGGCUUCCGGCGUCGAGUAUACCACCAGUAGUGGCGAAAUCAAGACAGUGCGAGCUCUUAAAGAGGUGAUACUCGCAGCUGGGUCAAUCAAUUCGCCAAGGAUCCUUGAGCUGUCGGGGGUAGGUGACAAGAACCACCUAGAUUCACUGGGUAUUUCUACUAUCAUUCACAACCCUUUCGUCGGCGAGAACCUUCAAAACCAUCCUAUGUGUUAUUUGAAUUUCCAAGUCAAGGGAGAUGAAAAGGGGUUCGAGACAUUGGAAAAGCUCACGCGGGGUGAUAGCGACAUGAUCGCCGCCGCCAUGAAUGCCUACCAAACCAAGCAAACCGGGCCAUUCGCUAAGAGUGGUUCCAACAAUGUGGCACAGAUCCCAUUCCCCGGAAUUAAGACCGAGGAAGGAAAGCAGAAACUUCACAAGAUCCUACAGAUUGCGAAAUCCGAAACUAGUACCUCGGGGCCAUUCGCAAAAGCUCUAGAAUCGUUCAUACAUUCCGUUCUGGAAUCUCCUACGGAAGCCUCCUCCGUUUAUAUCUCAGCUCCCGUAUUUUCCAAUUCCACAAGUGACGGGGCACGAGCAUCCACGUUGAAGCUCGAAGAAGGCGAGAGAUUCUUCACUGUCGCGAUUCUUCUGGCCCAUCCAGCGUCCCGCGGCUCUGUGCACAUUACAUCCAAAGCUGCGCCGACCGCAACAGACAACGUCGCAAUUGAUCCAAAGUACCUCAGUCACCCUCUUGACUUGGAAAUUCUAGCAAGCCAUCUCCAAUACGUAGCUGAGACCCUAGCAACCACGGAACCACUAGCAAGCCACCUCAAGCCCGGCGGGAAAUUCAACCCCACCAUGCCACAGACCGGAAGUUUCGCGGACAUUGAAAACGUCAAGGAGUACGUGCGCAAGACAGCCAUAGGCGCCAUGCAUUUCACGGGCACUUGUUCUAUGAUGCCGAGAGAAGUGGGUGGUGUUGUCGACCCCGAGCUGCGCCUCUACGGCUGUUCGAACCUGAGAGUUUGCGAUGCUAGCAUCAUACCGAUCACUCCUCGGACAAAUCCUCAGGCUACCAUAUACGGCGUCGCGGAGAGGGCGGCUGAUAUUAUUAAGUCUAGCUUAUAAGUAGACGGAAGCGAUACCAUGUGGCUUGCUUAAGACAGUGAGCAUCUGCUUGGAGAAUCUAGAGUCUUUAGGGGUUGCCUUGAUUCCUGGCGAUAGUCAAUCAUUAUGUACCUAUCUUCAAGGCCCAUAUUAAAUCCAAUAAAAAGUUGCGGGUGAACCUUGCUUGAGUCAUGGCAUGAUACAAGUAGGUAAGAAGCUACACUCGUGUAACAGGAUACUUAACCCCCGCCUCCAUCUGUGGUCGCCAAGCCGACGGAGAUAAGCAACAUUGCUCUUGUGAAGAUGUCUUCAAAUAUAGAUGGUCAAUCGUAAGUACAUAAUAAAAACCAGGU